AUGGAUCAAGCAAAACUCGGAGCAGAAGCACUCAGCGCAGGCAACUACGCCGAAGCCAUCAAACAAUACACAGCUGCCCUUGCAGUCUCACCAACAUCACCCGACUACCUCAUCAAACGAUCUACCGCAUACCAAAGAAGCAACCCAGCCGACUACAACUCCGCCCUCGCCGACGCAAACAAGGCUGUCCUGAACGCCCAAAAGAGAGGAAAGCGCGAACCCAUCCUCCAGGGUCAGCUGAGACGAGCAAUAGCACUCUUCGGCCUCGAACGCUACCCCGAUUCAAAGUUCUGCUUCGACAUUGUCAAGCGUAUGGACCCGAAAGAGAAGACUUUGCCUAUCUGGGAAAAUAAGCUUGCAACAAAGAUGGCUGCCAUGGAUGGUGCAAAGGAUGUGACCAUCAAGGAGAUACCAGAUGAGGAAGACGUGCAAACAGUCAAGGCAGACUCGACACCAACAACGACCACCGCUUCUGCGCCCGCACAAUCUGCUGCAGUGGCCCAGACCCCUGCGGACAAGAUUCGUCACGACUGGUACCAAAACAACGACAAGGUCUACUUUACCCUGCUUGCAAAGGGCGUUCCCAAGGACAAGGCAACCAUUGACAUACAACCUCGCUCUCUCACCAUUUCCUUCCCCCUCCAAAUUUCUUCCGACUACGACUUCUCACUCGAACCUCUCUACGCCGAGAUCGACCCUUCAGCCUCAACCUUCUCCAUCAUGUCCACAAAAGUCGAAGUUGUACUCAAGAAAUCACAACCCGGUCAAAAGUGGCCAUCACUCGAGGGCAACGAGUCUACAACCGAGACAUCAAAGCCUACAACUUCCGUCGCUUCGACAUCCGUUCAAUCAUCCAGUGCUGCACAANAAGCCCCUUCAUACCCCACCUCCUCUCGCAGCGGCCCCAAAGACUGGGACAAACUCGCUUCAGAAGCCUUGGCUAAGCCCAAAACCGGCGACUCAAAAGCUGGAAGCAAAACGGAAGAAGACGAUGACGAUGAAGGUGGUGACCCAGUCAACGGCUUCUUCAAGAAGCUCUACGCUGGGGCUGACGCAGAUACUCGUCGUGCCAUGAUGAAGUCAUUCAGCGAGAGCAAUGGUACCGCUCUCAGCACCAACUGGGAGGAAGUGAAGAAGGGAAAGGUCGAGACGAGCCCUCCUGAUGGUCUUGAAGCCAAGAAGUGGUGA
Messenger RNA from Aureobasidium musti, 1188 nucleotides. Lineage: Eukaryota; Fungi; Ascomycota; Dothideomycetes; Dothideales; Saccotheciaceae. The record is from the annotation of a GenBank genome assembly.